AUGGCUACCUGCACUGGUAGAACGCCAGGUCGAUCAAACUAUCUACAAUUUAUUUUCGCUCUUCUUUUUCCUUUGCGGUCGCUGAUUCUACGCUUUUUUCACUGUUUUUCUUUAUUUUUUCUUUCUGGGUUCUUUUUUCUUAGCUGGUGUUUUUAUUUUGUUUUCUUUUUAAUGUCAUUUAUUCGAUAUUUUCUUCUUUCUUUUUUUUUUAUUUGUCGUUUUUUCUUAAUCUCUUUUGGUCGCUUUUUGUUUUUGUUUUUUCUUUCUCCUUUUUGUUUUCUUUCUUAUUUUACUCAAUCGUUUUUUUUUUGUUUUUUUCUCUACUUUCUUUUAGUUUCCAAUUUUCCCUGCUCUCUUUUUUCUUUCUUUUUUUUUAUGUUUUCGUUGUCUUUGUUUUUUCUUACUUUCUGUUGUUUUCUUUCCUUUUUUUUCUUUUACUCUUUUGUUCUUUUCUUUUUUUCUCUUUUUUGUUUUCUUUUCGUUUUUCUUUUUUUCUUCCUCUCUUUUGUUUUCUUUCUUUUUCUCUUUUCUUUUCUUUCUGUUUUUCUUUUCUCUCUUUUGUUUUUUUUCUUCCUCUCUUUUCUUUUCUUUCUUAAUUUCUUUUUCUCUUUUCUUUUCUUUCUUUUUUUCUUUUACUCUCUUUUCGUUUUUUCUUUUUUUCUUCCUCUCUUUUGUUUUCUUUCUUUUUUCUUUUUCUCUUUUGUUUUCUUUCUUUUUUUCUUUUCUUUUUUUUCUGUUUUUCUUUUCUCUCUUUAUUUUUCUUUCCGUUUUUUCUUUCUGUUUUUCAUAUUCCCUCUUUUAUAUUUCAUUCCCUCAUUCUUUAUUCUUUUAAUCUUCUUUCUUUCUUUCUUUUUUUUGUUUAGAUUUCUUUCUUUCUUUCUUUCUUUUUUUGAUCCUUUUACUAUAUUCGAACAUUUAUUUUAUUAUCUUAUUCUUUCUUUCUGUCCUUUUUGUUAUCUUUCUCUUUCUACUCACUUUCUCCGAUUUCUUCUUCUCCUCUUUCCUACUGUAUCCCCUGUCUUACUCCUCUAUUUCACUCUCUCGUACUCAUCUCUCUCCUUCCGAUUUUUCUUCUCACCCUGUCUUUCUCUACGCUUUUUUCUUAACACUUUUCUCUCUCUCUCUCUCUCUCUCUCUCUCUCUCUCUCUCUCUCUCUCUCUGCUUCUCUAUAG
Acanthosepion pharaonis is the source of this 1173-nucleotide messenger RNA. NCBI's taxonomy places the organism in Eukaryota, Metazoa, Mollusca, Cephalopoda, Sepiida, Sepiidae. The record is from the annotation of a GenBank genome assembly.